AUGUUUAAGAUUCUGCCACAGCAACUAAGAGAAGUAAGCACUACUAUCCAACUCGACUCGGAAUGUUCAAACUGGCAACUGAUAACUUUGUUUUUGAAAGCUUUCACCUGGAAAGCCUACAGAAGUGCAACGAUUCGCAUAAACGCUUAUAACGACUCCUGCAAACGAAACGUCUUGACUACAACAAUGUUCCUUAAUUUCUGUCCGAUGCUUCUGGUGCUGGCCAGUUUUGCAUCCACAUUCUACAGUGCAUCUGCAGCAGAUUUCAAGGUUACAUAUAACACUGCCAAGGAUUCAUGCGCUCAAGCUGGCGAUACCAAUCAAGGCACUCUCCGAGUGAAAAGAAUCUGGACUGUGUUCUAUGACAAACAAACGAAGAUUGUAAACAACAUUAAAGUUGCCAGCGUUAAACACGAUGCGAUUAGGGGUUCUGCUUCCAUUAAAUACAAUGGAACAAUGACCAACUUGCGUGUCGGGCUCUACGUUUUGGUUAUCCGUACUACGAAAAUCCGCGAAAACGAGAAUCCGGAAUCGAACGUGCUGCAGAUGUCGAAAACCCAGUGGGGUGGCGGUAGGCUCUCAAAUCCCGGUGUUGGCUUGGAUUUCUCAGAAAUGUAUUUUGAAUCACCAUUCGCGCUCAAAGUUGACAUCGUUGAAUUAACAAAAGCCGGAGAGGUUGAUCGAGGAAGUUAUACACUUAAUCAGUGUUGGGAUGAUAAGAAAUGGAUUGCAAAUGAGGGUCUUUAUAAGCUGAACGUCGUCAAUGGAAAAUGGUAUCCUGUCUACUAUAAUCCCAUGAAUGCAGAUUUUUACUAUGAAUACGAUUAA
Haemonchus placei is the source of this 828-nucleotide messenger RNA. NCBI's taxonomy places the organism in Eukaryota, Metazoa, Nematoda, Chromadorea, Rhabditida, Trichostrongylidae. The record is from the annotation of a GenBank genome assembly.